AUGAGUAAAGUCGAUACACGACCCAUCCAGCUCGCCGCGAGCCCGUCCGCCCAGUCCCUUCGAGACGUUACCACCGCCGCGUCUGCUGCCUCCGCCACCUCUUCCAGCACCCUCGACACCGCCCACUCUCCUCCCUCCACCUGCUUCGUCUGCCUGGAACCCUGCGUCGCCGGCAGUGCCGCCAGCCUCCGCACCCGCCAGGACGUCCAAGCCCUCGUCUGCCGCCUCACCGUCAACGGCGUCCGCGUCCCGCACGGUGCGCCCUUUACGUCCGUCGUGCGCGGCGACUACUAUGCACGCCCCUCGGCCUUCGACUGCCACGCCUGCGGCGCGAGCGUCUGCUGCCUGUGCCUGUGCCGGUGCCUGCGGGCCGGCAUCCAGUACGUCGCGCGGCACCCGCUGACGUGCGCGUGCGGCGACGUGCCGCUCAUCAACGCGUCCACCGUCCUGUUUCUGUCGGCCGAGCAGACGCACCAGCUGUACCUGCGGUGCGACGAGUGGUUCUGUGCCGAUCCGCUAUACUGUCCGGAGCCGACGUGUUCGGCGUACCUGCCGAUGUUGCCGUGCUUGCAUGGGGGUCGUGAACACGACAAGGGCGACAAGGGUGACAGAAAGACGCACGGCAAGGCCGAGGGGCACGGCCGCCAAACGGCCCGCACAGGCCGCACAGACCGCACACGCUGUGUGCGGUGCGACGUGCCCGUCUGCACGCAGUGCAAAGGACGCGCCGACGAUGCAGCCCACCGAGCCGACGACCGCGUGGGCGCCGGCAACGAAAACGAAAUCGGAAUCGAAAACGUAAACAUGGGCGGCCCACCGGUGCCGUGCACGCGGCCCAACGUCCACUGGGACAAGGAGGUCGAGCGUGUCAUCCAAGAGAAAGGCUAUCGAAAGUGGUACGUCCGUCCCUAG
Molecule: messenger RNA, 912 nt
Organism: Sporothrix schenckii 1099-18
Lineage: Eukaryota; Fungi; Ascomycota; Sordariomycetes; Ophiostomatales; Ophiostomataceae
Exons: 1
Coding region: 1-912 (303 amino acids)
Source: RefSeq, a predicted model, not a curated record